Sphenostylis stenocarpa is the source of this 2796-nucleotide messenger RNA. The record is from the annotation of a GenBank genome assembly. NCBI's taxonomy places the organism in Eukaryota, Viridiplantae, Streptophyta, Magnoliopsida, Fabales, Fabaceae.
AUGGCUGAGUUCCAAUUCGAAUUCAAUCUCGAAGAGAAAUCAUGGCACCUCCUCGCUCUCCUCCUCCGAAUACGACACCCCGUCUAUCCUCAGCACCUCGCGGCACAUUGCCUUUUAUUCGCUGCCUCGGCGGACUUCGUCUGCCACGUCAGCUCUCUUCCCGGUUCACCGCUCACCCUCACCGACAAUGGACUUGUGAUGCCAUCCGUUGAAGCAUUCUUUUCCCUUGGAAGCUUCUUCUCUUUCCAUGUGUCCGAACCGCAACCACACCGUUUCAGGAAACGCAAACUCUUUGACUCGGUAGAAGUAGAUGGUAUAGAGCGUAAGAGAUUAGCCAUUCGAAAUGGAGUUCGGGAAAUGUCGUUCCAGAGUUUCGCUGAUGCUGUAGAGGCUAUGGUGAGAAGGAAUUUCCCUGUAAUAAAAUUUGAAUCACAGAAUAUAGGUAGCGGGAAUUUUGUAUUCCCCUUGCGUGUUGAUAAAAAUGAAGUGUGUUCAGGUUGUCCAAUACCAAAUUUUAAACAUAGGGAAGCCAAUAGUGAUGCCAGCCCAACCAUAUCUAAUGAGGAGGUUUGUAAAUCAAUUAUCAAAGACUUCAGCGGUCCAAAGCUAGCGGACAAUAAGAGAUUCAUGGCAGGUAGUCUGUUUGUUGACCGUGCUCUCUUAGAUCCAUCAGAAUGCAAAGACGGCAUUGUGAAUAAAAGCCUUGGAUUCGAGAAGAAAAUAGAUUAUUUUGAUACGUUUACACAUGACUGUGCUGAACUAAACAGUAUUCAUGACGUGAAUGAAGGUGGUAUUAGUAAAAGUCAUGCUUGCAAAAAUCUACCAAGAAAACUUAAGGAAGAUGAUGAGAUGCAAAGUGGUUCAACGAAGGGGCUGAUUGAUGCUGGCACGAAUAGAGGCAAUGAAGAUGUUACUCCGAUGGUCAAUGCUGCACUCUGUGGAGAAGAAUUGACGACUAAUGGUUACAAAAAGAAGACCCCUGUCCAUGCAAUAAAUUUGGAAAAAAAGGAGAGUGAGAGAAACACAAUAACUUAUAAUAUAGCUAAUUCCUCUUCAAAUCCAAAGCGUCUUUUGAAACCUUCUAGCAUACUAAAGGGAGGACUGAAGAAUGAUCUACACCCUGAGUCACAAAUUCUUAAAGAGUCACUAGCCUGCAAUAAAUGUAGUAACGUUCCUAAAAUUGUUGAUCAAUCUAAAAUUGAUCAGAAACUUACAACGAGAAAGCAAAAUCAUAAAGAGAACAUGGCAGAAAACAUUUCCGCUACUAUGCAGGUAGAGAAAAAAGCUUAUCCAUCAUUUGAAGCUUUCACAGUAGAGGAAGAAGAAGGUUCAGGCGGUUAUGGCACUGUUUACCGUGCUCAAAGAACUACUGAUGGAAAACGGGUUGCAAUAAAAUGUCCUCAUAGUAAUGCUCAUAAAAACCAUGUAACUACUGAAAGGAAUAUGCUCCAGCGUUUUGGUGGUAAAAGCUUCAUAAUAAGGUAUGAAGGUUCUUUAAAAAAUGGCAACAACGACUGCUUUGUUUUAGAGCAUGUUGAGCAUGACAGACCUGAGGUUUUGAAAAAAGAAAUUGAUAUAGUCCAGCUUCAAUGGUACGGGUAUUGCAUGUUCAGGGCCCUCUAUUGCUUGCACAAAGAGGGAGUUGUUCACAGAGACGUUAAACCAGGAAAUUUCCUUUUCUCUCGAAAGCUAAGCAAAGGCUACCUUAUUGAUUUCAACCUUGCCCUGGAUUUAAAGCAGAAGAACAACGUUGGAAGUAAAUCCAAACCAAGCGUGGUUGCAUCAUCCAAUCAUGUUUCUCUCUCUUCUGGCUCUGCCCCUUUGGUCCGAGACAAGAACCUUGGGCGCAGCAAGUCUUUAACAUCCAAUAAAAGGACUUUGGCAGAUUAUAAGAAUUAUUCUGAACUUAAUAGGCAUGUAAAGCAAAAGGCUUAUACUGGCCCUCUUAAAAGUUGUCCUGACAAGGCUGGUGGUAGUUUUCUUAGAGCACAAGGAACAGACGGCUCUGGUAUAACUUCUGCGAGAGAUGCUAGCACUAAGACUGCUUCUGCAGAGAGGCUCAGGGAACCUUUACCAUCCCAUGGAAGAAAGGAGCUUAUCAGCUUUGUGAAUACUAUGAAAUGUGCUAACAACAGUUCAACAAUAGGUCCUUCUUCUCAAAGGAAAAGGGUUACUGCUCCCUCAAGCAGGGUAGAUGGCAAGAUUUUUCAUAUUACCCCGAUGCCUAUGCAUUCAUCUACUAAUUGUGCGGGAUUAUUGAGAAUCAAAGGAGAUGGAAAACAGAAAAAAGAAGGUUCAUGUGUUGGAACCAAAGGAUUCCGUGCUCCGGAGGUUUUGUUAAGAUCGCAGCAUCAGGGACAUAAGAUUGAUAUUUGGUCAGCUGGGGUCACUCUACUCUACAUGGUGAUCGGGAAGACUCCUUUCACUGGCGACCCAGAACAGAAUAUAAAAGAAAUUGUUAAAUUGCGGGGCAGUGAAGAGUUUUGGGAAGUGGCCAAGCUACAUGACCGUGAAGUGUCUUUUCCUGUGGAGUUACUUGAUGAGCGAUACUUGCAGUCAUGGGAAUUGGAAGCCUGGUGCAAAACUCACACAAAGAGACCAGAGUUUCUUGAGCAGAUCCCGAAAUCGUUUUUUGACUUGAUCGACAAGUGUCUGACUGUUAACCCAAGAAAUAGACUUAGUGCUGACGAUGUUCUAAGACAUCAAUUCUUUGACUCAGUUACUGAGUCUCUGCGGAAGCAAAGGAUGAUGCAUCGAUCUAUCAGAUCAGAGGCUGCAGCUUCUUUAGCAAUCUGA